AUGGUGACAUACCCUGCUCAACCUGCCAGUGAACGCGCGACCGCUGCAGGAUUGAGAACGAUGCCAGAAACCAGCCUUGCGCCUUCAGGGCCGAUCCGGCUAUCUCAAUCGCUCCCCAUCUUCUCUCAAGCCAAGACCAUCAAUUUCGACGUGUUCGACGCCGCGAUGAACUUCUACGUCAAGCACUUCCAAUUCGCCAAUGCGCUACUAAAGCUCAAUCGCUCGUCAAUGACCGUCAACGAGUACACGUCCGUCGCUGAGAACAUGGCUGCGCCAGACCCCGCCUUCGAUGUCAUCAAGCCUGACAUCCACAACCGCAACUGGUACCAAAACCCCGAAAAGCGUAACAUCCAGACCCUCGGAUACCUCAUCCACGAAUAUCGAUUCCGUCCAGGAUUCGCCUACCCCAGAGACCGACUAUAUGGCCUGUUGGCCUGGCCUGCGAUGCCGAUACCCUGA
Molecule: messenger RNA, 459 nt
Organism: Pleurotus ostreatus (oyster mushroom)
Lineage: Eukaryota; Fungi; Basidiomycota; Agaricomycetes; Agaricales; Pleurotaceae
Exons: 3
Coding region: 1-459 (152 amino acids)
Source: RefSeq, a predicted model, not a curated record